Fusarium verticillioides 7600 is the source of this 882-nucleotide messenger RNA. RefSeq lists its product as hypothetical. Lineage: Eukaryota; Fungi; Ascomycota; Sordariomycetes; Hypocreales; Nectriaceae. The transcript has a single exon. The record is from RefSeq and is a predicted model, not a curated record. Bases 1 to 882 code for a protein of 293 amino acids.
AUGAUUUCGCACAAACUUCUUUCUGGGACUGUUGUCCUGCUGCUGGCUACUUUAGCUAACGCCGGCCCAUGUCGUCCGUCCUCGAUUAUUUCCUCCUCAACCUAUAUCGCAUCUGUUAGUGAGACUGCGACCAGUUCCUUCGAGAGCGAGAGCGUGACGUCCACUGCUUCUGUCGUUACGACCCAGACUACUACCACCGCGACUGAGAGCAAGCCCGAGAGCGAGACUGGAUAUACCGCCACUGUAGACACAACCCCCACCGUCUCUUCGGUUGAAACCACUACUACAGCUCUCGUCGACACGACGACUACCACGGCAGCUACCACCACCGAGACCACCGAGGGUACAACCACCACUGCCGCAGCUACCACGACCACCGAAGGCCCUGAAGUCGUCCAAUCCAUCUACAUGUUCGGCCAUAGUACUACCAACCCCGGCCUCGCAGACACAGGCGGCACAGGCUUCGUUUCUCUCAGCGACACAUCAAUUCCUGACGUAGAAUUCAUCGACUUCAGGAGCGCGGGCGCCGCCGGGGAUCUCUUCUUCACCCUAGGCGAACGUAGCGGCAAAGUCAAGAUCGGCAAUGGCGCGAACGUUGGAAAACUCGUGGGAUAUUUCCCUUCGUCCGACUACAGCUUGGUGAUUGCUGCUGAGACUGCGCUCGCCGAGGACAACGGGGUCUCGCCCUUGGAUUGCGAUAUUGUCUCUCCAAACGGAUACCCGCAGCUUCAGUGUCAGUACGGCGAUCAGGGGCUUGCAGACUUUUGGACUUGUGAUGGACACUGGACGCUGGUGAUACCUGGUUUUGACUUCACCAGCAAGUGUGCCCGUGCUGCUACGUCCUACAAGCUGGACUACAUUGAGGUGGAUUACGUCCAGUAA